GGUCAGCCAACCAAUGACGUAAAUUGUCAGUAAUUGUCAAAGAGAAUCAAAUUAAAGGGCCAAGGCAGAUAUCAAAAUAAUAUUACUAUUAACUUUUCCUAUAAACUGGAGAAACGAAGAGACAUUAUUCACUUGUAACAAUAAAUAGUAAAAAUUGUGCUGUAUAACUAACAGAAGUGACUGUUACAAAAUUUCAAGGUUUCGUCAUUAUAUCAACAAAUUACGCAUUUACACAAUGGAAGAAAACAUCUUAACAACUCUGAAACUCUUAAUAAUUGGGGAAAGUGGCGUUGGAAAAUCUAGUCUGCUGCUACGUUUCACUGAUGAUAACUUUGAUCCUGAGCAGACCUUAACCAUAGGUGUUGAUUUCAAGACUAAGCGAAUGGAUGUGGAUGGAAGUGCAAUAAAAUUGGCUAUCUGGGAUACUGCCGGACAGGAACGGUUCAGAACAUUAACACCAUCAUAUUAUAGGGAUGCACAAGGAGCAAUCUUGGUGUACGAUGUAAGCAGUGCAGCUAGUUUCUCGAAACUAGGAAAUUGGUUGAAUGAAUUGGAAACAUAUUCUACGAAGAGUAACAUUGUUAAAAUGAUUGUUGGGAACAAAAUAGAUGUGGAGAAUAGAGAAGUGAGCAGAGAAGAUGGCUUGAAGUUUGCUAGAAGACACCAGACUUUAUUUAUAGAAGCAAGCGCUAAAACUAAAGAUGGAGUUCAAUCCGCUUUUGAAGAAUUAGUUCAUAAGAUUAUUCAAACUCCUGGUCUAUGGGAUUCUUAUGGUGGUGGAAUUCACAUAGGGGAAGAAAAGGAGCACGGGUCAGCAAAUUGCAGCGGUUACUGCAGUUUAGCGUAAUGAUUUAAAAAAAAUAUGCAUAAUAUUUUUUUAAUUUCAAUGAUAAUUUUUUUAUAACGUUAGCUUUAACCCCACGAAAAUCAUUGAUCUUUGUCUCUAAUGUUGUUUUUAAGUAAUGGGGGUAUGAAAGGUGUGUCAUUUAUAUUUUCAAGAAUCAUCUGAAAUGUAUUUUUCUUUGGAUUAUCGUUAUGUGAUUUUGAAAAUUUGAGUCUUAUAUUUUAAUAAUCUUUAACAUAAGAUUUGCUUAUCCAUUGGUCAAUGAUUUGCUCUUACGUUUAUUCCUUACUAUUAAUGUAAUAAUGCGUAUAAAAAAACAUGCUUGUACAAGUCUCGAAUAUUUUAGAAAAUAUACGUCUGUAUAAAAUGUA
Molecule: messenger RNA, 1215 nt
Organism: Nicrophorus vespilloides
Lineage: Eukaryota; Metazoa; Arthropoda; Insecta; Coleoptera; Silphidae
Gene: Rab18
Product: ras-related protein Rab-18
Exons: 4
Coding region: 236-847 (203 amino acids)
Molecular function (GO): GTP binding; GTPase activity
Source: RefSeq, a predicted model, not a curated record